CAUGCGGCCGGAUGAAAGACGACACCACAAUGAUGUGAGGAUGCUGGUGAUGCAGAUGCUUUAACCACAGUUGAAUCAUGGGAAACGCGGAGAGUCAGAAUGGGGACAGUGGUUUAUAUGGCGAUGUGACGGGAUCACUCUCCCGUAAGCACACGUCCCGAUCGCUCCGUCUCUCCAGCAAACAGCCGAUCACCCGCCGCUCCCGGAUCUCCUCUUCAGUGAAGCAGGAGCACAGGAACUCCGAAGCUUCCACUCGUUCCUCCAGCACUCCCAGCAUCCCCCAGUCGCUAGCGGAGAACGGACUGGAACCUUUCGAGGCCACGGAUGAAUUCGGAGAGUUCGGCAUCAACCCUCACUGGACGCAGCGCGUUGCCAUGACGAUGAGGCCGGAGUCCUACCAGCAAGACGACGACCCGCUGGCGACACCGACUCCUGAAACCUCCGAGGCGGACACCAUUGCUCAGGAUGGGGGAGAGGACUCCAUGGGAGAGGGGGAGGGAGACCAGGCCGGGGAGGAGAGGUACCUCCAGCGGAUGACCGAGGGCCCCAGAGAGGGAGGCAGCUUUAAAAAGAAGCGCUCGAAGUCUGCGGACAUGUGGAGAGAAGACAGCCUGGAGUUCUCCAUGUCUGACAUGAGCCAGGAGCACCUGACCAGCACUGAGGAGAUCAUAGACGGAGGAGAAGAGGAGGAGGAGGAGCAGUUCACACGCCCCAGUGCAGGCUCCGCUGAGAGAGCAUCGUCUCUGGACCAUCUGUGCAGCCAGCAGAGUCCCGGCCUCAGGGGGCAGAGGAGCCGCUACCCGAAGAACCGGAGAGAGGCCGAUUGUGGCGGAGACGGAGAGGAGGGGUUGAUGUCUCCGACCGAGGAGGAUCUGGGCGGCUACGGGGCGUUCACGCUUCCUUGCCGACGGUCCCACUGCCUGUCCGAGGGCUUGGGCGGCCUCGGCAUCCCGGCGGCACCGUGCCCGGCUUUCCAGGGACGGCGUGCACAAACCACCCAGGACAUUUCUGCUAUUUUGGGUGAAGGAAGCGAGUACGGCGACAGCGGCAUCGACGGCGUCACCACGGAGAUCGACGGGGACGGCGAGCUGGUGUCCCGGCGCUGUAAAGCCAUGUCGGCCUCCUUCUCCGUGUACUCGGCCACGGAGAGCAGCGUGUUCAACGGCAGCGACAGCGGGAGCAGCAGCGCCGGAGGAGGAGAGGGAAGAGGUGGCGAGGGAGGAAGGGGAGGAGUGUACGAGAAUUUCCGGAAGGAGCUGGACAAUCAAGCCUGGAUGCCGGGUCGGGACUGCACGGAGGAGGCGGGGUCGGCUGUGAGCGACGAGCGGAGCAGCGGCACCCUCAGCAGCGCCUAUCCAUCGGACGCUCUGAUUGGCUGUGCACAAGGCACGGUCAGGAAGGCAGGAGCUCUGGCCGUGAAGAACUUCCUGGUUCACAAGAAAAACAAGAAGGUGGAACCUGCAACGAGGCGCAAGUGGAAACACUACUGGGUUUCCCUGAAAGGCUGCACCCUUUUCCUGUACGACUCGGACGGCCGCUCGGGUAUCGACCACAACAGCGUUCCCAAGCACUCGCUGUGGGUGGAGAACAGCAUCGUUCAGGCCGUUCCGGAACAUCCCAAGAAAAAUUUCGUCUUCUGCCUCAGCAACUCGGUGGGGGAUGCAUUCCUCUUCCAGACGUCCGGCCAGACGGAGCUGGAGAACUGGAUCACGGCGAUCCACUCGGCGUGCGCCGCCGCUCUGGCCCGGCAGCAUCACAGGGAGGACACGGUGCGGCUGCUGCGCACCGAGGUCCGCAAGCUGGAGCAGAAGAUCGACAUGGACGAGAAGAUGAAGAAGAUGGGAGACAUGCAGCUGUCCACGGUCACAGAUGGCAAGAAGAGGAAGACCAUACUGGAGCAGAUCUUCUUGUGGGAGCAGAACUUGGAGCGGUUUCACAUGGACCUGUUCCGGUGCCGCUGCUACCUGGCCAGUCUGCAGGGCGGCGAGCCCCCCAACCCCAAGCGCCUGCUGGGCUUCGCCUCACGUCCCACCAAGCUGGCCAUGGGACGACUGGGCAUCUUCUCCGUAUCUUCCUUCCAUGCACUGGUGGCGGCUCGUACCGAGUGCAGCAACCGGAGGCGGAACCAGCCGAUGCCUCGAACCUUCAGCAAACGAAAGAGCCGGUUCUCCUCCCUGUGGGGUCUGGACACCACCUCCAAGAGGAAGAGCAAGGGUCAUCCCUCCAUCGAGCAGGUUUUCGUCGAUGGGACGGAAUCCACGAAAAAACCCUUGGAGCGAAUGUUUGAAGACUCCGUCAGUGAGAAAUCUAAGGAGACCGAGGCGUCGGUGAAGAGUCUUCCCCAGCAGAACGUCGACAGCUUCAUUUGGGUUCCCGAUUACCUGGCUCCCUCCUGGGUGUGUCUGCCAAACAACCAGCCGGUCCUGGCCGUCAUACAGCCCGGGGACACGGCGCUGGAAGUCCUCAGCACCAUCUGCAAGACCCACAAGAUCGACCGAUCCAGCCACUACCUGCGUUUGAAAGUGUGGGUUGACAACAAAAUGCUCUUCUGUGUUCCUCAGCUGGAAGAUGACGUCUCAGAUCUGGUCUACAAAGAGAUUGAGAUUUGCCCCAAAACAACCAAGAUGAUACGUUUCGACAACGCCGAGUCCUUCACCAUCGGAUACGGUUUUUCUGUGGCUGUUAUAGAUGAGGAUGGGACGCAGCAGCUCCACAUUACAGAAGUGAAAGAAGGAGGACUGGCCUCAGCCAAAGGUCUGCAAGCAGGGGACGAGAUCCUGUUGCUGAACGGUAAACCUGCAUCUGCCCUCCAGAUGGACGACAUGAGGGCUGCGUUUGUGAACCAGGCGUUGACCCUGUGCGUCAGCACGCUGCCCCCCCUGGACCCCCGGGUGCUGCGCUGCGUGCCCCCCCGGCGCUCCGAUGGGGAGCAGGACCCGUCCACGGACAUCUUCUCCCAGAGCCAGGAGGACAUCCUGGAUGAGGUCUCAGGUUUGACAGUGGAGAGCUCAGAUAUGAGUUUGGAGGAAGGACCUCAGCCGACUCUGCAGAGCCCCGGGGACAAUCAGGAAGACAAAACAGCGGUCGGACAGAAGAGCACGGAGCAGGUCACCGCUUUCUGCCGCAGCCUCCACGACAUGAAUCCCAGCGAGUGCCCCAUGUCGUGCUCCUCCUCGUCCUCCUCCUCCUCCCUUUCACCGAGCCCCGUGUCGGCUCUGCCACCCACGGCUGGAACCGCGGCUCAGAGGCAGCUCUCCCACGCAGACAAACUCCGCAAGGUCAUCAAUGAAUUGGUGGAGACGGAGAAGACCUACGUCAAAGACCUGAGCUGCCUCAUCGAGUGCUACUUGACACCUCUGCAGAAAGAGAGCUUCCUCACACAGGAUGAGCUGGACGUCUUGUUCGGUAACCUCGGGGAGAUGGUGGAGUUCCAGGUGGAGUUCCUCCGGACGCUGGAGGAUGGAAUCAGGCUGGUGCCUCAUCUGGACCGGCUGGAAAGGGUGGAGCAGUUUAAGAAAGUGCUGUUCUCCUUGGGUGGCUCCUUCCUGUAUUACGCCGACCGCUUCAAGAUCUACAGCGCCUUCUGCGCCAGCCACACCAAGGUCCCCAAGGUCCUGGCCAAAGCAAAGACCGAUCCAGAUUUCAAGGCUUUCCUGGCCGAGAGAAACCCCCGACAGCAGCAUUCCUCCACCCUGGAGUCGUAUCUGAUCAAACCCAUCCAGAGGGUCCUGAAGUACCCGCUGCUGCUCAGGGAGCUCUACUCCCUCACCGACCCGGACUCUGAGGAGCACUACCACCUGGACGUUGCGAUGAACGCCAUGAACAAGGUGGCGAGUCACAUCAACGAGAUGCAGAAGCUUCACGAGGAGUACGGAGCCGUUUUCGAUCAGCUCAUCAAUGAACAGACUGCAAACAAAAAAGAGGUGGCCGACCUCUCCAUGGGGGAUCUUUUACUACAUUCCUCCGUGGUGUGGAUCAACCCUCCAUCCGCUUUGGUGAAAGGCAAGAAGGACCCUGAUCUGGCUGCUUUUGUGUUCAAGACAGCAGUCGUAUUUGUCUGCAAAGAUUCCUCCAAGCACAGGAAGAAAAUCGGCGGAUCUCACCGAGCGUCCGUGAGUGACGACAGGGAUCCUUUCCGUUUCCGUCACAUGAUCGCAACGGACUCUCUGCAGCUCCGCCCCCUCGCAAACUCUGAGGGGACAGCCGUGUGUGAGAUAGUUCACACAAGAUCUGAAUCUGAAGGGAGACCAGAGAGGACCUUCCAGCUGUGCUGCAAUUCUCCAGUUAGUAAGAAGGACUUCCUGAAAGCGGUGCACUCCAUCCUCAGGGAGAAGCAGCGGCGGCAGCUUCUGAAGACGGAGUCUCUGCCGCUCAACCAGCAGUACGUCCCGUUCGGGGGCAAACGCCUGUGUGCCCUCAAGGGGAUGAGGCCCGCCAUGAACAGAGCAGCUUCAACUCCAUCUCGGACGCUGGCCCGCAGGAAGCUGGUGAGGAACCGCUUCACCAUCGACACCGACCUGGUUUUCCACGGCAACAACAACAACAGCAACGAUUCGGACCCUUCCUCCUGCUCGCCGCUGUUCCAGCAGCGUCCCGCCCUCCUCCAGCAGGCCCACCGACCCCAAGGCGAGGACACGGACCGCUGGGUGGAGGAGCAGUUCGACCUGGGGCCCUACGAGGGCCAGGGAGAGGCCGUCGGCGUGGUGCCGGUGAAGGAGACGGACAUUUUGAGCGACGACGACGAGUACUGCAAGUCUGUGCGAGCAGCGUCGGCCGAACCGCCCGACCUGGAGGGGAAGAUGAAGGGUCUGGAGCUGCAGGGCGGAGACAUGAGGGGUCACAACCUGAACGGACGAAUAGAGACAAGGCGUGAGGUGAUGGAGGAGGAGGAGGAAGUGGAGCGAACAAAGCACGGUGAGGAUUCCUUCUCCUCCCGCAGCGUCUCCCUGUCCCGCUGUGCGACCCCAACUCUCAAGCUCACAAGCAACGACCACGAUGUGAUCUGGGUGCGGCAGGACGACUUCGCCAACGGGUGCAACAGUGACGUCUUCUGAUACAAGAACAAGACGACCAGAUGAAGAAAGGAGACGGUGGUUUCUUCCGCUUCUUACACAAAGUAGAAGUGCGAGAAAAGGUGGAGGACGGAGCGGAUAAAAGCUUUAAUUAUGUGAACGUUGAAGGAGAACCUUGUAUAGAAGGUGUCCAGCCCUCAGCCGGUCCUUCCCGGUGUGACAACACAACCCUCCUCCCCCCCACCACACCUCUCUCUCCCUUAUUCAGACAAUCCAAAAGGACUGAAAGUGAGUAAAGAUUACAAAUGAGCGCGGCUUCAUUAAUGUGUCUUGAAACCUAGAGAUUCUCAUCCUGUGCUGCUUCAACUAGAAAGAGUAGAGUCCUCACUGUCUUGGGCACGCACG
Molecule: messenger RNA, 5417 nt
Organism: Limanda limanda (common dab)
Lineage: Eukaryota; Metazoa; Chordata; Actinopteri; Pleuronectiformes; Pleuronectidae
Product: rho guanine nucleotide exchange factor TIAM1-like
Exons: 28
Coding region: 78-5054 (1658 amino acids)
Biological process (GO): small GTPase-mediated signal transduction; activation of GTPase activity; positive regulation of axonogenesis
Cellular component (GO): plasma membrane; cytosol; synapse
Molecular function (GO): protein binding; guanyl-nucleotide exchange factor activity
Source: RefSeq, a predicted model, not a curated record